Messenger RNA from Monomorium pharaonis (pharaoh ant), 3303 nucleotides. Its product is annotated as CD63 antigen. Gene Ontology annotation, cellular component: membrane. Lineage: Eukaryota; Metazoa; Arthropoda; Insecta; Hymenoptera; Formicidae. Bases 2423 to 3130 code for a protein of 235 amino acids. The transcript has 5 exons. The record is from RefSeq and is a predicted model, not a curated record.
GUGCUUGUGAACAUCGAAAGAUCAAGUCCUUCUUGAUUGUUUUAACUUAAACGAAUGAACAACGAAAAUGUUCAUACUUACAUAAUAUAAUAUAUUGCGUAUAUUACUAUUAUAUAUUACUUAGGUCCGCUUCUGCUGAUGUAGAUUAAUACUAAUCACGGUCUAAUUUCUAUCUUUUUCUAGUUUUACUUUUAAAAUAUAAUUAGAAAAAAUAGAAAAUUAGUUAAACUGAGUUUAAAAUUAACUUAUAUUGAUGAAAGCGAGCCUUAGAGAUAAUUAAUAAGUCUGAACGAAAAGUUAUUUGCAUGAACCGCUUCUAUAUGUGCGUAAAAUACAUUGUGAAGAACAAUUUGCAAUUGUAAUUGCUACUUAAUUAAUUAAUUAAAAAACAUAUACAAUAUGAUUAAUUAACUUAUAAAUGUUGUUAUGGGAUAGUCAAUUUUAUUAUUUGUAUUCUUAAUAUAGUGCUUAAAGAUAUUUUGAUUUCUUCGAUUUGUAACGCGCACUUUUGCAGAACAAAUCUAGACUACCUGUAUCUUUGUUUACAACUGCGCUUCUCGAUUUUUUUAAGUGCUGACACGUAAAUCGAUUGUAUCUCAAACUUUUUUCUGCGUACGACUUUUUCGACUGAUGUCUCUUUACUGUAAGUGCUUGUACAAUAAAGCUAUGUUUGUUAAAAUAAACAAAUCUUGAUGUAAAAAUCAUCUUGUUAUUAUCACAAUCUGUCUCAAACCUAAUCACACAAAAUAAUUUAAUAUUAAAUUAUUCAUCUAUUUAUUAUACUAUUAAUACUAUAAACGUACACUAUUGAUUUCACUGCGUAAACAUUGAACAAAUGAAAAGUACAACGAGCAGAAUGGAAAAGUUCCAGCGUGCAGCACUGAACUUUAAAUCGUGACGUGUUAUCAUUAUGCAUGUGCACAUUACGUGCAGAUGCAUCAGCUACCUGAGGAAUGAGCGCGAUAACGAAUGUAUUUACGGUAUUCUCAUUAACCCGCAAAUUUGUCCAUAGUUCAUGGCACAAAAUGGCGAAUUUACGCGAAUUCUAACUUGUACUUAUGCGAGGAGCGAGCCGUUCAAACUUUGCUAGAGUUGAUACUGAAGAAACGUACUACGCAGAUGCCUAUCGGUCGGAUCGAAUCGCGAAAACAAAAACCCGUCGGCGCGCUCGCAAAGUCGCCUGUGACCCACUUUGUGCUUUCUACCGGACAAAUGUAAAUAAUGUGAUAUUAUUGAACUGCCAGGGGCAAAUCGUUUAACGCGAUGCUCACGCGCGGUUUGUUCUGAUCCUCGAUAAAAUUGUGGCGGAUUGCGUUUGUUCGUCGAGAAAAUGCAGCGCGAAGUAAUGCAUUUUAAAAUUGGAUAAUUGAAAUGUACAUUGGAACAGUAGUCUGCCAUUUUGUAAAUUUGUUAAAUAAUAUGUAUCAUUAUUCGUGUGAGAAAUAAUCUAGCAAAAUUUAUGAGAGCAAAUGAGAUAAAAGAGGAAACAUUAAAUAAUAAAUGACAACUAUAAAUUAUUUGUUAAUAAAUUAAUAAUAAAUCAAUAAUAGGAGCCAUGUUAUUAUUAGAUGUGUCUCAAGUAAUAACUGCCUUUGAUUAAGCAAUAUAACGAAAUAUUAAUUAAAGCCUCAAUGUUAAAAAAUGCUGCUAAACUGUAACUUAUAGAAACACGCGAUUUCUAUUAAUCUAAAAUCUCGGGAGACAAAUUUAUGAUUUAGCAUACCUACGUCUAAGGAAAUUUAUCAGUAUAAUAUCUAAUCAAUUUAGGUACACACACAAAUAUGGAGAUUCGACGGCCAACAGUUAACGCUUUGCCAACACGCAAAGUUCAUCUGACUGCCAUAAGUCAAGUCCACCGGAGAAACUUCUCGCAGAUUAAUUUCUAGAAUUCUAGCGGACAAAAAAACGAAUGACCGAACUGUUUUCAGAUCUAUGAUUCGGGGGUGGUUACGUACUAAAGAGGUUUAGCAAAUUCAACGGGAGUCUUCACCGUGGCUUCGACGGGGGAAUACAAUCGCAAAUACUGAUUAUAUCUUUUAUGUCUUUCCUACAACCUUUAGGGGUUUGCCUGAAUUAACGGUGAAGAACGAGUAACCAUGGUUGCCCGGAACCGCCAACCAAUAACGAAUCUGUAAUGCGGCAGGACUACGACCUGGAAACCCCUGCUCCCGCCUGUUUUCGUGCUCGGCGACUUCGAGCCCGAGGAUUUCGAUCGAAACCUUCCCUGUAGGCUCGAACGAAGGGGCACUACCUAGAUCGCUCCCAUUGACCGUACGACCGCCGCACGGGACGCAAGCCAAUCAGACUAUGCGUCUGACUUUUUAAAGUCCCCCCGCGAAUUAUCGAUUCAAAGUGUAAUAACAAUAAGAUUAAAGUAAUAAAAUUUAAGCACAGUUUUAACGACAAGUAGAUACGGAGAAUCAUGGAGUCCUGCGGGAUGAGCCUCGUCAAAUACAUACUUUUUGUCUUCAACUUAAUCUUCGCGAUAUCUGGCAUAGGAAUUAUUGCGGCUGGCGCGUUAGUUUUAGCAGAUGUCGGCGAAUACAAUCACUUCAUGGAAGGCAGGAUAAUAGCACCGCCUAUAGUGCUUAUAGUUGCAGGAGUUAUUGUUUUCAUUAUAGCUUUUCUAGGAUGUUACGGAGCAAUAAAGGAGAAUUACAACAUGUUAAUUGCGUUUGCGGCCGCGCUGUUAAUAAUCUUCGUGAUCGAACUCGCGGUGGGCAUAGCGGCGGCAGUGUUUAAAAAUGAUUUUAGCAUUGCGAUGAAGGAUACCCUAAAGGAAUCAAUGAAAAACUAUACGGAUAUGGACAAGCAAGCCUGGGAUAACGUACAGAGAAAGUUACAAUGCUGCGGUGUGGAUGGUCCUAGAGAUUGGAUCAAUGGAUAUAGUGUUACAAAUCGAGCAGGAUUACAAGGUUCAUUUCCAAUUUCCUGUUGCAAUGAUACACAAACGAUAUGUCAAACAUAUAAUGCAUAUCAGGAAGGAUGCUUUAGUAAGCUGGAAAUGCGAGUUCAGAAUGGUGCUACAGUUUUGAUUGGUGUUGGAAUCGGAAUAGCUUUUGUGGAGAUUGCCGGUAUUGUCCUUGCUUGUUGCCUUGCCAUGGCCAUAAAAAAGGAAAGUAAUAAAUGAAACGAAGUGUAUUAAUUUAAUUUUAUGCUGCGUCAGACUAAGCUUCAAAAUUCACUGUUUUGCGAUAAAAAUAGAAUAAAAUUUUCAUCGGCUUAAUACUCACGAAGCUAAAAGAUUUAUAUUUAUCCAAUUAAAAGAUUUAUAUUUGAUUAACAAACGAGAGAGGCAAAUCC